UAGUUUUUCUUUUCAUUUACUUAUAAAUAGCCCAAUUCACUUCCAUUUCAAUACAUCUUUUCACAUUAAAACAAUUUCCCCACAAAAUCAUAACAUAAAGAAAUGACACAAAAAGAUGUUUUGUCUCUCCUUCCUUUUAUCAUGUUCUUGUUGAUUAAUGGACAAGGAAGCUUUGCCCGAUAUAUCAAACUUCAACAAGAGAAUGUAGAAGAAAUACAAGCUGACCAACCUUACCUUGAUGGUUGGCUCAAAAAUCCAUUGAAGAGUCAAAAACACAUUGCUAAUUCUAACCAAGUUUAUCUUGAUGGAUGGUUGAAAGAUACACGAGCAGAGAAAACCAAAUCCUCCCAGGACUCUGAUCAAGUUUAUCUUGAUGGAUGGUUGAAAGAUACCAGAGCAAAGAAAGCAAAAGACACCUCUGAAUCCAACCAAGUUUAUCUUGAUGGAUGGUUGAAAGAUACUCGAGAUGAGAAAGCAAAAUCUACAGGUGACACCAACCAAGUUUAUCUUGAUGGAUGGUUGAAAGAUAUCAGAGCUGAGAAAGAAAAGUCAAUAUCUAACUCCAACCAAGUUUACCUUGAUGGAUGGUUGAAAGAUACCAGAGCAAAGAAAGCAAAAUCCACCUCUGAAUCCAACCAAGUUUACCUUGAUGGAUGGUUGAAAGAUACCCGAGUUGAAAAAACAAAACCUGCAAGUGACUCCAACCAAGUUUAUCUUGAUGGAUGGUUGAAAAAUAUCAGAGUCGAGAAAGAAAAGUCCAUGCCUAACACCAAUCAAGUUUACCUUGAUGGAUGGUUGAAAGAUACCCGAGCAGAGAAAACAAAAUCCACCUCUGACUCCAAACAAGUUUACCUUGAUGGAUGGUUAAAAGAUACCCGAGCUGAGAAAGAAAAAUCUACCUCUGACUCCAACCAAGUUUACCUUGAUGGAUGGUUGAAAAAUACCCGAGCAAAGCAAACAGAAACCAUGUCUGACUCCAACCAAGUUUACCUUGAUGGAUGGUUGAAAAAUACUCGAGCGAAGCAAACAAAAACCAUGUCUGACUCCAACCAAGUUUACCUUGAUGGAUGGUUGAAAAAUAUUCGAAAUGAGAGAACAAAAUCUACCCCUGACUCCAACCAAGUAUACCUUGAUGGGUGGUUGAAAGAUACCCGAGUAGAGAAAACAAAAUCCACCUCUGAUCCCAAACAAGUUUAUCUUGAUGGUUGGUUGAAAGACACUCGAGCUGAAAAAGAAAAAUCCUCCUCUGAUUCCAACCAAGUUUACCUUGAUGGAUGGUUGAAAGAUAUUCGAAACGAGAGAACAAAAUCUACCCCUGACUCCAACCAAGUAUACCUUGAUGGAUGGUUGAAAGAUACUCGAGCAGAGAAAACAAAAUCCACCUCUGAUCCCAAACAAGUUUAUCUUGAUGGUUGGUUGAAAGACACUCGAGCUGAAAAAGCAAAAUCCUCCUCUGAUUCCAACCAAGUUUACCUUGAUGGAUGGUUGAAAGAUAUUAGAGCAAAAUCCACCCCUGACUCCAAACAAGUUUACCUUGAUGGAUGGUUAAAAAAUACCCGAAACUAGUUCAUAUCUUUGUUAAUCAAUAUCUAUGUCAUUUUAAAAACUUUUCAUGUUGUUCCUAUGUUUUUAAUCUCUAUGUUCCGUAAGAUCUUAUUUCUAUGUAUUAAGUAAGAUCUUGUUUGUGUACUAAACAAGUUAUCAUUUCAAUGAACUAGUUGUUUGUGUUUUAAAAUAAA
Lathyrus oleraceus (garden pea) is the source of this 1739-nucleotide messenger RNA. RefSeq lists its product as uncharacterized. NCBI's taxonomy places the organism in Eukaryota, Viridiplantae, Streptophyta, Magnoliopsida, Fabales, Fabaceae. Bases 103 to 1566 code for a protein of 487 amino acids. The transcript has 4 exons. The record is from RefSeq and is a predicted model, not a curated record.